Struthio camelus australis is the source of this 5947-nucleotide messenger RNA. The record is from RefSeq and is a predicted model, not a curated record. NCBI's taxonomy places the organism in Eukaryota, Metazoa, Chordata, Aves, Struthioniformes, Struthionidae.
CCUGGCCCCCACAGAAGUCAUCCCGGGCUCUUUUUUGCCUGCAGGGAGCAUUGCCCUCCCAGGACUCACUGUCUCCUAAGACCCCUUUUCCAAUCAGGAUUGCGUUUUCUGCUCCCUCCUCAUGCCCCUCCUGCCCUUGCAGUGACGGCACCUCUGAGGAGCAGCACCGACGUUUCUAGGUUUCCGUGAGUUAUUCCUCCCCUCCAGGUUCCUCCCGUUGCGCUGUGGCAGGGCAGAGGAGACAGACAGAGGCUGAGCUGCAGAGCCUGAGCCGUGCAAACUGCUAUCAAGAGGCCGAUAAAUAUCACUGCAAAAAGUUGGACUGUUAUUCCACUGGUUUGCUCUGUGAUUCUGCAUCUUCGGGAAAUUAAACCUCGCCAGGAUCAUCCUGAGGCCCUGGGGAGGCAAAGCGAAGGAGCGUUGUGGAACUGUGCUGGGCUGGACUGAGUUGCUGAGAGGUUUGUGGCAGCAGAGCAAGACUCCCUGCCUGGAGACACAUCUCGCCUGAGCAUGGCUGAAGGUCCUGGGAACUGGAGAGACUUCACCCCAGCCAGGGGCGACAGCGAGGUGACCAAAGGGGCCACGGCAAGUCUCCUGGGAACAGCGGAUGCAGAAAGCGCUGGGCAAGCACAGUAUUCAGGCCUCCGCAGCGCAGAUCCUGCCUGGGAGGAGAUGAGAGGGGCCCAGGCUGUGGCGGAGGUGGAGACGCAGUUCCUGCACUUGGCCAUCAGAAAGCAGGUCUCUUACAGAAAAGCUAUUGCCAAAUCCAGCCUCCAGCACAUGGUAGCCCAGCCAAACCCUGCGCUAGCCCUGAGGAGCGAUUCAGAGAGGCAGAUACGCAGCACUGUGGACUGGAGCGAGACUGCAGUCUAUGGGGAGCACAUCUGGUUUGAGACCAAUGCCUCUGGGGAUUUCUGCUAUGUUGGGGAGCAAAACUGUAUGGCAAAGCUGCUGCAGAAACCGCUCUCCAGGCGUAAGUGUGCAGCCUGCAAGAUUGUCGUGCAUACACCCUGCAUAGAACAGCUAGAGAAAAUAAAUUUCCGCUGCAAACCUUCCUUCAGGGAGUCAGGAUCCCGGAACGUACGGGAGCCAAUAGUUGUCCGACAUCACUGGGUGCACCGGAGACGGCAGGAAGGGAAAUGCCGGCAGUGUGGCAAGGGUUUCCAGCAGAAAUUUGCCUUCCACAGUAAAGAGAUUGUAGCCAUCAGCUGUUCCUGGUGCAAGCAAGCGUAUCACAGCAAAGUGUCAUGUUUCAUGCUGCAACACAUAGAAGAGCCCUGUUCGCUAGGGGCUCACGCUGCUGUUGUUGUUCCUCCUACCUGGAUUGUGCGGGUCCGACGGCCCCAGAAUCCAUUGAAGUCUAGUAAGAAGAAGAAGAGGGCAUCAUUCAAGCGGAAAUCCAGCAAAAAGGGGGCUGAGGAGGGGAGGUGGAAACCCUUUGUCAUCAAGCCUAUGCCAGCUCCUCUCAUGAAGCCCUUGCUGGUGUUUGUGAACCCCAAGAGCGGUGGUAAUCAGGGAGCAAAGAUCAUCCAAUCCUUCAUGUGGUAUCUCAACCCACGGCAGGUUUUCGACCUCAGCCAGGGUGGACCCAAGGAGGCGCUGGAGCUGUACCGGAAGGUCCACAACCUACGGAUCCUGGCGUGUGGAGGAGAUGGCACGGUGGGCUGGAUACUGUCCAUUCUCGACCAGUUACGCCUCAACCCACCUCCUCCUGUGGCCAUCCUACCUUUGGGGACAGGGAAUGACUUGGCCAGGACACUGAACUGGGGUGGGGGUUACACAGAUGAGCCUCUGUCCAAGAUCCUGUCACACGUGGAAGAUGGGAACAUUGUGCAGCUCGAUCGCUGGAACCUCCAUGUGGAACCAAACCCUGACGCAAACCCUGAGGAGAAGGAUGAGGCGGCCACAGACAAGCUUCCCUUGGAUGUUUUUAAUAACUACUUCAGCCUUGGCUUUGACGCACGGGUGACGCUGGAGUUUCACGAGUCCCGAGAGGCAAAUCCAGAGAAAUUCAACAGCCGGUUUCGGAAUAAAAUGUUCUAUGCUGGGACGGCUUUCUCUGACUUCCUCAUGGGGAGCUCCAAAGAUUUAGCGAAGCACGUCAAAUUGGUUUGUGAUGGGACAGACCUGACCUCCAAGAUCCAGGACCUGAAGCCCCAAUGCCUGGUCUUCCUCAACAUUCCCAGAUACUGUGCAGGCACUAUGCCCUGGGGCAACCCUGGGGAGCACCACGACUUCGAGCCGCAGCGCCAUGACGACGGCUGCAUUGAAGUCAUUGGCUUCACCAUGACAUCCCUGGCUGCCUUGCAGGUGGGUGGCCAUGGGGAGCGGCUGUGCCAGUGCCGGCAGGUGGUUCUCACCACAUCCAAGGCCAUCCCCAUGCAGGUAGACGGGGAGCCCUGCAAGCUGGCAGCUUCCUGCAUCCACAUUUCCCUGCGCAACCAGGCCAACAUGGUGCAGAAGACCAAACGGCGCAACUCCAUGCCUCUGCUCAAUGACCAGCAGCCAGUGCCUGAGCGACUGCGAAUCCGUGUGAGCCGAAUCAGCAUGCACGACUAUGAGGCACUGCACUACGAUAAGGAAAAGCUCAAGGAAGCCUCUGUGCCACUGGGGAUCAUUGUGGUUCCAGGAGACAGUGACCUGGAGUUGUGCCGGACCCAAAUUGAGAGGCUGCAGGAGGAUUUCCCUCCACAGCCCUCUGCUUUACAGCGCCUGCUCUUUCAGGAAGGGGAUGGAGCCAAACCAAAGACUCUGUCAUCCCAGAAGCUGUCCCCCAAGUGGUGCUUCCUGGACUCAACCACAGCUGAUCGUUUUUAUAGGAUAGACCGUGCACAGGAGCACCUCAACUAUGUGACAGAGAUCUCUCAGGACGAGCUCUAUGUGCUGGACCCAGAGCUGGUGAUCACCCAGACUGUGGGCACCUCUCCUGCCAUGCCUGACCUUGUUGACUCAUCCUCCGCUCCCACUGGGCACCAUUUUACAUUCCCAUCCUCUUCCUCUUCUCCACCCUCCUCUCCUGCCCCCAGUGCUGAGGCUGGGCUCUGCCUCCCUCAUAAAGAUGACCUUCUGAUAGAAGCUGCCAAGAGUGGCAACUUCAGCCAGUUCCAGGAGCUGCACCGGGCUGGAAGAGACCUGAUGGUGCGAGACUCCUCAGGCCAGACCGUCCUCCACCAUGCCGUCAAAUCAGGGAGCAAGGAUAUUGUGAAAUACAUCAUUGAGAACGCCCCUUCAGAUAUCCUGGAUGCCACAGAAGAAAAGUAUGGCGAAACCAGUUUGCACCAGGCUGCAACCUUACGCCAGCGCACUAUCUGCCACUACAUUGUGGAGGCUGGGGCUUCGCUCAUGAAGACAGACCUGCAGGGAGACACCCCCAAACACAGGGCUGAGAAGGCCAAUGACCCCGACUUGGCUGCCUACCUCGAGAACCGACAGCACUACCAGAUGAUCCAGCGGGAGGACCAGGAGACAGCUGUGUAGUGCUCAGCGUGCCUUAGCCCAAGCCAGCUCGGGCAAGACAAGAAGAGGAUGGCAACUGGCACAGCUGUGAGUCUGGCCCAGCCCUCCCUAGAUCUUGCCUGGUCCCGGAGGAGAUGGAGACAGCAGAGCUCUGCCCUAGGCUGGGCUGGGACUCUAUUUAUUAGGACAGUGGGUGUUUGGGAUUUGAAGCCUGGCUCUUUGUGUGUCCCUACUUUGUUCUUCCUCCACCAUGUUCCCUGCUGUGGAUGGGCUCCCUCCUACCGGGCCUGUUGCAGCAGGCAAGGAUGAAACCCUCUGUCUCCCUUGCACAUGGGAGUGAUGCUGGUCUCCCCAUAGGCUCUUGCCUGUAAUCCUUGUGGGAUGUUGCUGCUUGGACCCCUCUCCCAGGCGAUGUUCUGCCUUCUGUUGGACAUUUUGCUAGGCCCAUAUCCAGUUCCUCCUGUCCUUCCCAGCACAGCCGCAGGAGGCACAGGCAGUGCUGGGCAGGCUGCAGGAUGGCCCGCGUGGGGUCUGUGAGCCUGAGACUUUGGCCGAAGAGAAGCACCAUGACUCUUAUUCCUCUUCCCUCCUGUUGGUCUGGGACUGCCCUGGGUCUCUGUGUUGCCCUAGUGGGGCCCUUUUGUGGCAGGAGGAUGUCCCGUGACAUGUUUGAGGACGUGCACCCAACCUUUCCCCAGAGCAGCUGGGGCUGAGCACUGGGGCUGCCCUUUUUCCAGCCACUGCCUUUCUGGUUGCUUUUAGUGUUGUUUCCAGUGCUCUGACAGCCCACGGUCUGGCGUAGGAUAGGUAUGGCACGGAGGAAGGCUACUGAGCCCUCCUGACGCUCCGUCCCUCAGAGGGCUGUGUGGGGGCAGCCUGUGCGCACGGCUGUCUGCUGGGCCUCUCUUUGUGACCCUGCUGUGCCAUUGCUGUGGUGGAGAGCUGCACUUGGCCUGGGCGGUGGUGAAUGAUGGAGGCUGUUACAUUUCCCUAACGUUCUAGUUACCUGACUUGGAUACAGCUGCCCUCUCUGCGUCAGCUCCCCCACAACAUUAAGAGUGAGACUCGGCUGGAGAGGCAGCGCUGCGGUCAGCGCUGCUCUCAGGAGUUCCCCCCCCACCUCCCUAACCUGUAAAUAUGCCUACUCUGAGCGUGACUUCUGCCAUCCCCUCCCAAACUGGACAUAGGGCUUUGCAGGGAAAGCUGUGCGAGCUCACCCAGGUUUCCUGGGCAGGCUGUUGGCUUGACCUCUCCGGUUUUAGCAGAAAGAGGGAUUUGGAUGCAUAGAAAGACAGCAUCAGGGAUCCCAGAGUUAGCAUGUGUGCAAUGGGACAGCGUUUCACAUACCACCUGCCACAGGGCACAAGGGCACCGUGGCCCAUCUCCGCUGCACGUACUGUGUGUGCUGUUAGCACACCAGACCUGGAACAAGCUUUUGCAGCACCAACAGUCUCUGAGAUCAAGAGGUGCCAGCACAUGAGAUGAGCAAACAGCCCUGGGGUUGUGUACCUACUUGGCAUGUUCAAGUGGGAGGCGGUUGUGAAACGGGUCUAGAUUGCUUCUCGCAGGUCGGGUACCAUGAGAGGACACUGGGGCAUUGCUGCCCCAAUGGGGUCUGUGUGGACCCCACCAUCAUCAUGAGCUCAGCCAGGGUGCGAGUCCUCACAGCAAGCUGUGGCUGCUGUGUGGUAUUAGGUGACAACUUUCAAAUCUUUCAUAAUGUCAAUACGAAAAAAGUAUCACAAUACCAUUGAGAACUGCAAUACCGUUCAGGCUUUUGGUCAAGGGGGCAGGGAGUUAUCCUAGAGGACCAGGGGAGUUGUGGCAGGGAGCAGAGGCGUAGCUGGGGCCAGGGCAGUGCAGAGUGGAGCACAAAGGCUGGUAUCAGGGAUCCAGCAGUAGUAUCAGCAAUUAAUAAUGUUGGUAUCCCAAUGCAUUUAGGGCUGUGAUAGUCCAGCAGCAUCAGAAUUUUCCGGCAGUGCUGCUCACUAGCAACAGACAGACAAGACACAGUUGUCUUCUUGAAGGUGCAAGCCGCUGUCCCCCAGCCAGGACGCCCAGCCUGACCUGAAAGCGUUUACAGCCCCAGCUUGUCCCCUCCCUCCCCCCACCUUCCCCCCAGUUUUAUAUGUUCCCUUAGUUUUUGUACAGGUAGUUCGAACACACACUGUCCCCCUCCCCGCCUGGCCCCUGUGUGUGCACGCGUGAGCUGAGUUGCUGUGCAAUUCCAAGCCUGGCUUGUUUUUAGGCAAAGGCGGAGGGGGUGUUUUGUAGCUCUGCCCGUGGAGGGCAGAGGUUCUGUGCAAUACCUGGUUCUGUGUUUCUUAGAUGCUGUUGUAGGACUGUAUUUUUGUAACUCUGUAAGGGAGCCAGCUCUACCAGGCUGAGGGCCUGGCAUGAACCUGUGUUCCCGUUGCUUUUCAACUUUGACUGUUUGGAUGUUGUUGUUUCUUGCCAUUGGAAUAAAAAGAUGGAUGUUUUCCUUCCCGUC